GGCCGCGCUGCAUACGGCACUCCACGGAGCCCAAACACGCGCGGGCAGCCUUCCUGUCUCCAAAAUGAUGGCGUAGGAGGGACACGGUAGCCUUCUCCACGCGUCAGCGACAACCACCACUGCGGCUUGGUACACCACAAGCUUAUACCACAGCUCCUCUGAGCUGCUGAAAAAAUGGGCGGCGGCGCGUCGUCGAUGCAGCAUCGGCUCCACAAGCUCAGCGCCGACAGCGUGCAGCAGCUCGUCGAGGGCAUCGGCCCGUCGUUCGUGGAGAUUGCGAAGCAGCUGCGCGAAAACGGCUUAGACGGCGAGUACCUCGAGUCGGCGUCGGACGAGGACCUGAAGGAGAUUUUCGACGAUCUCAAGGUCCCGAAGAUCAAACAGAAGCUCCUGCGCCAGAAGCUGGCCAAGCUCAAGGACGUCACGUCGUCCACCGGUUCGCUGGACACGCGGACCGACGGCAGCGGCCGAGGGAUGGGCUCGUCGACGCUGUCGCCGACGGUACGCCGAAUCGCGGCGGACGACGUGGUCCUCGAGUCCGAGCCGAUUGGCGAAGGCGGCUUUUCGAUCGUGUACAGGGGCACGUGGAAUCAGCAGGGGACGUUCGGUCGCGCGAUGACGAGGUCUCGUAGAAUCGCCGCGAAGCGGUCGCGCGUCGCUGGCCUCGGCGCGGAGAUCCAGAACGACAUGGUUCGGGAGCUAGCGGUCAUGGCCGACUUUCCCCAUCAGAACGUGCUCAUCGUCCACGGCGUGUCCGAUAUACCGGGCGCCGGCAUCCACGUCAUUACCGAGUUGAUGGCCUACGACCUCGACGACGUGAUCCACCAGAGCAAGCGCGGGCAGCUCGUCCACCAGGACAUUCUGCACGUGGCUCGCGACGUCGCCGCGGGACUGGCGCACCUCCACGCGAACCGCAUCAUGCACCGCGACCUGAAGCCGAGCAACGUGUUGGUAGCCGAGGGCAGCGGCAUAAUUCGGUGCAAGAUCGCGGACUUUGGCAUCAGCAAGGAGCUGACGCACACGCUGACGAAGAUGACGGCGGUCGUUGGUACCUGCAUGUACAUUGCACCUGAAGUGCUCUCGGAUGACGCGCGCGUUGGCACGAGCGCCGACGCGUACGCCUACGGCGUGCUUGCGUGGGAGCUCCUGGAACGCAAAAAGCCGUGGAGCGGCAAGUCGCAGCAUCAAAUCCACAGCGCGAUUAAUCGCGGCGAACGGCUUCCCAGGCCCGAAACGCCCGUCGUGCCCGAGCUGGCGGAUUGGGCCGUCGAGUGCUUCGGCGUCGCGGCAGAACGCCCGACGAUGCACGCGCUCGAAACGAAGCUCGACGAGCUACUCAGUACGGACGAGCGGGACCUCGACACGCUUCGAGCGCGGCUCGCCGAGGCGCAGCGGGGUGACGCCGACGCGUACGACGAGGCGUGGGAGAAUUACGCGAGCGAUCCGCGCUGCGGCGAGAUGCUGGAAUUGUGCGCGACGCUCGCGAAGAAGCGCGCGGAGACUCCGCGGCAACCGGAGUCGUGCAAGUCCGUCGAAGAGCUUCAGAGCCUCGCGAAGAGCGUGCGCGAUGAUUUUCACGACGAGCUUCGAGCCGUCGUGACGCGGGCGGGCGGCACGUACAUGGCGGCCGACACAAAGGCGCGGGCGCGCUGCGUCGAGAAGGCGAGUCGCGAAUACGACGGCGACGUGCGCCGCAUUGUCGACAUCGAGCGGGCGGCGGCGUUGUUUACGAGCGUGCCUGCGCUGCAUGAAGGCGUAAGACAGCUCUCGCAGCUCGGCGGUGAUCUCGAGGUGGUUCGCGUGAAAGACAGCUUCGGCGAGCCCAAGCCGUCGGGCUGGCGGUGCAUCUACUUUAACUUUAAACACGUGCCGUCGGGCGUGGUCGGCGAGCUUCAAGUGACGUUCGACAGAAUAAAGAAGAUCAACGGGCGGUCGCAUGCGAUUUACACCCUGCUGCGAUGCCUCGAGCGAGGCGUGGAGCCGGCUCCCCGCGACAAGGUCGUCGCAGAGCAGCGGCGGAGCGAGGCCAAGGCCGCGCGCGCGGCCGAAGAGCAGGAACGAAAGCGCGAGGCCGCGGCCGCGGCCGACGCGGGGGAGAAGCUCCGCGCGGCCGAAGCGAGGGCCGCGGAGGCGGAAGGCAAGCUUCGCGCCGCCGAAGCCAAGGCCGAAGAGGAGAAGCGGCGACGCGCGGCGGCGGCGGGCAAGUCGCCGGCGGCGUGGUACUCGGAGGGCCUGGCGCGGAAAGAAGAGAAGAAGUGGCCCGAGGCCAUCACAGCGUUCCAGAACUGCGUCGCGCUGGACGCGAACCAUAGCGAGGCGUGGUUCGAGCUCGGGUGGGCGUACUACGGGCAGAAUGGGACCUGUGAAUCCUCGUACGAGCCGUACACGCGGUGCAUCGCGCUCGACCCGAAGCACGCGGCGGCGCACUCCAAUCUCGGCCUCGUGUUGGAGAACGUGCGCAAGGACUACGACGGUGCAGAAAAGAUGUAUAGGAAGGCGAUCGAACUUGGGCCGACUGCUAUAAAGUACUGGAACUUGAGCGAUUUACUCGAAAAGAAGAACGACAUCCCCGGCGCCAUCGAGUUCACCGAGAAGUACAUCCAAGCGGGCAACCCGGACAACGACGGCGAGGAGCGCCUCGAAAAACUCCGAGCCAAACUAAAAUACUGUUGAAUUAA
This is a messenger RNA of Pelagomonas calceolata, 2678 nucleotides long. NCBI's taxonomy places the organism in Eukaryota, Pelagophyceae, Pelagomonadales, Pelagomonadaceae. The record is from the annotation of a GenBank genome assembly.